AUGCCAGGCCCGCCGAGGCUCCCGCUCGACCCGUACCCGCAAUUCCUCCUCUCCUCGCUCGACAUUGAUCUCGACAACCUCGACCAGCUACACCCGUACCAGCUCGCGCUCGUGCAUUUCAGCCCACUUGCGACGCCCGAACAACGCCUAAGGGCGGAUGUGCUGUGGUGGCAGAAGCGGAGGGAGGCAAUCGAGGGAAGCGGCGAGGAAGUCGGGUGGAGCGAAGCGAGUGCAGGCUUGAGGCAGAUGAAGCGGGCGAGGGAGUGGCUCGAGGGAAAGGUGCCAGGGAGCAGCAAGAUGCGGGACACGGGAGUGCAGACGGAUCCACCGCCAGCUCCUCCCCCUACGACUCCGCAGCGAGCGGUUACGCCGCCAACGCCCACCCCUGAACACGCGUUCACCCAAUCUUCGCCAACAGUCGGUUCCGUUCACUCCAGUAACCCGACCGCAACGAGUCCUUCCUUCGACUUCUCCUUCGAAUCAAACGAGCCAUGUCCUCCCGCUCUUCAUUCGCAAUUCCAUAUUCUCUGGUGCGGCGACAUCGCACCCGCCGUCACUCCCGCCCUCUUCCUCUUCUUCCUCGUCCGCCGCACCCGCAACCGCCUCCCUCGUUUCUUCGCCCUGCGUCGAGCGUCGUCCGGUGCCUUCCUCCUGGCCUUUCGCUCGUCAGACGACGCGCACAUCGCGCAGCAAGACCUAGACGGCGAGGCAGUCCCGCACAUGAAAUGCCGGAUCAACGCCGUCGUGCGAGGCAACUCGGGCAGCGAGUUCAAGUGGCGCGACUUGAGCGUCGACACGAGGCAGUGCUGGACGAAGUACCGGAGUCUGCCCCCCCAACAGUUGGUCGACCAGGCCAAGCCGGCUGGGAAAGGCAUCACGGUCUCGCAGGACUAUCACGACGAGUUGCAGCGGAUCAAGGACGCAGAGGAGCAAGAUGAGCGACGAUUAGCGGACGAGGCGCGCGAGGCGACCCUCAAGUGGCGACGGGACAACUGGGGCGGCGAUUACGACGGCCACUCGGACUCGUGCGAGUCCUGCCCUGCCCAGUACGACAUGACGGACGACGAGCGGGUCGAGCGCGUUCUGAAGAUCAUCAAAGACAGCAAAGCCGCCUAUCCUGACAUCCAAGGUCCCGUCUGGCGACCGAUCCUCAAGUCGCCGGUCUUGCGAAGCUUCGUACGGGCUUACGGCUUCACGAAGCUCGGUCUUCGAGCCGACCAGAUGCCUUGGUACCGACCUCCGCCGCCUCCUACCGCUCCACCAACUCCGCCUCCUGGCCCGCCUCCACCGCAGCAGUCCCCGGCUCAACAACCUCCUCCUCCGCCUCAACCUCGCCACCAGCAUCUUCCUCCGCCUCAGCCCCCCGCGCCCCGCCUACCCCCUCGUCCAACCUUCACGCCAACGGCAACGUACGACUCAUAUCCAUCCUUCGCUUUCGGUGGUGGAUCAACUGUGGCUCCGACGAACCAGGUUCCGCGACCUGGCCCUUCCUCCUCCUACCCAGCCGGAAUCUCACUACCCUACACCGGUGCCAUCGUAACCAACAUCGUCCCGCCGGCCGGUCCUUCGCACACACCGGCUUAUCGGCCGUACGAUUUCGGAGGUUGGACGGCGCAGAAACGCGGUGCCGCAGGGGACCAGAUGACGGAUCCGAGCAAGCGGGCGCGGUAUGACGCAGGUGCAGCGUACGGACGGACGUGA
Molecule: messenger RNA, 1701 nt
Organism: Rhodotorula toruloides NP11
Lineage: Eukaryota; Fungi; Basidiomycota; Microbotryomycetes; Sporidiobolales; Sporidiobolaceae
Exons: 2
Coding region: 1-1701 (566 amino acids)
Source: RefSeq, a predicted model, not a curated record